AUGUUACUGUAUGUACAACGGCCUUGCAUGUGCUUAAUCCGGAAGUGGCCGAGUGCUGCCUUCCCUAAACAGAGAUUAUUCGAAAUCUUCACUACAGCUACACCGCACAACACACUCGUUCGCGGUCCACCACACUCUUUUGCAACAGAUAUCCACUCCUUUCAGGGACACUCACUUUCUUUCGACACACUCUUUCAAUCAACGACCGACUCAUCCAAGAUGCUCUUCAACCGCGCCCUGGUUGGCGUCCUUUUCGCCGCUGCCUGCAGCGCGCACAUGAUGCUCGACUACCCGGCUCCCUUCAACGCGUCCCACAACCCACACCGCAAGACAGCUGCUGAUCCGUACUUGGAGUUCCCCUACGAUAAGGCGGGUCCGAACGCUCGCUGGAUGUACCCAUGUCGAGGUUACGAGAAGCUGCUUGGCACUCCCGAUGGCGCCCCUACCGCGACUUGGGAGGCCGGUGCAAUCGCCAACUUCAAUAUCAGUGGCAUCGGUAACCACUUCGGUGGCUCUUGCCAGGUGGGCUUCUCCACAGAUGGCGGCACGAACUUUCACAUCGCGACUUCCUACAUGGGCAACUGUCCUCAUCGCGACAACGGCAACGGCCCUGAUGGCCAGAACUUCGAGUUCAAGGUGCCGGGUGACAUCGAGCCGGGCAUCCAUCUUUUCUCAUGGAUCUGGUACAACCGCGAACAGGAGCUCAACAUGAAUUGCGCCGCCGUUGAGAUUACCAGCUCCUCCCCUCAGCAAGCCGCGCCUCUGCCACCAGCAGGUUCGCUCACCACUCUCACGAUCUUUACCACUCAGACGGCCGUCGUCCCAGUUGUCACAGCUGGAGUCGCGCCGCCAAAUUAUGACAAGAGCACUCGCGACAGCUCCGAGGCGAUUGCCUUCCAAGAUCGUCCACUCAUGUUCGUGGCCGAUGAUGGUAACGACUGCUUCACGCCGCGUUCCACAGCUGAGCUCAAGUAUCCUGAACCAGGUCCGGAUGUGGUCCUAGGAGAUGGAGCAUAUCCAUUGGAACUGCCCACUGGACAAUGCAGUCAGGAACAGAUGCUGGCCAAGCAGGCCUUCAAGGGUGAUCGUACUGCGGCCUACUAG
This is a messenger RNA of Fulvia fulva, 1104 nucleotides long. RefSeq lists its product as uncharacterized. Lineage: Eukaryota; Fungi; Ascomycota; Dothideomycetes; Mycosphaerellales; Mycosphaerellaceae. The record is from RefSeq and is a predicted model, not a curated record. The coding region runs from base 1 to 1104 and encodes 367 amino acids. The transcript is spliced from 4 exons.